Messenger RNA from Aspergillus saccharolyticus JOP 1030-1, 1902 nucleotides. Its product is annotated as asparagine--tRNA ligase DED81. Gene Ontology annotation, biological process: asparaginyl-tRNA aminoacylation. NCBI's taxonomy places the organism in Eukaryota, Fungi, Ascomycota, Eurotiomycetes, Eurotiales, Aspergillaceae. The record is from RefSeq and is a predicted model, not a curated record. The transcript is spliced from 3 exons. The coding region runs from base 126 to 1841 and encodes 571 amino acids. Gene Ontology annotation, molecular function: asparagine-tRNA ligase activity; ATP binding; nucleic acid binding. Gene Ontology annotation, cellular component: cytoplasm.
UGUGCGAUCUGGACAACCUCACCUCACCUGUACACGGGAUUUGCUGCGGUAGCACUCCUCUGCCUGACUGAUUGGUCAAGAUAUCCAAUACCCUCAGCCCAAUCUUUCGCAACGGGAGCAACAUAAUGGCCACCAUCUACAUCGACGAGGAUGUCGGCCGGGACGAGUCGACGGCGACCGGCACCGAAGCCGCCCCUUACAAAACUCUCCUCCACGCCUUCACGCAGCACCCUCCUUCCGAGGGAAAUCAAUACCUGACCCGCAAGUCCCAGACCGAGCCCGCCGAAGAGGGCGCCGACAAGCUCGAAUGGAAGCCCGCCACCAAGUCGGCCAUCAAGAAGGCUACCAACCUCUACGAGCAGCGCAAGAGAAAGGCCGCCAAGGAACAAGAACUGGCAAUCCGCGAGAAGGAAGAGGCGGAGAAGCGCAAGAUCGUCCUGGAGGAAGCCAAGAAGGUCGUGAUCAAAGAAGAUACCUCUCUUCCCAAGCCCGUUAAGAUUCGUCUUGAUGAGACCGACCCCGCCGUCGUCAAGCUGGGAUCUCCCGAAUCUGAGACCCCCGGUACCCGUGUCCGCGUUGUUGGCCGUGUCCACCGCUUGCGCCCUCAGAAGGAUGUCAUCUUCCUCACCCUCACCGAUGGUUACGGCUACCUUCAGUGUGUUUUGACCGGCCAGCUCGUCAAGACCUACGAUGCCAUGACUCUCACUCUCGAAACAUCCAUUGCCAUCCACGGUGAGAUGCGUGCUGUGCCGCCCAAGCAGCACGCCCCCAACAACCGCGAGUUGCACGCCGACUUCUUUACCGUCAUCGGCCGUGCUGCUGGCGACAAGGACGCCAUCACCACCCGUGUUGCCCCUGACGCUGAUCCCCAGACCCUUUACGACAACCGUCACUUGGUUCUCCGCGGUGAGACUGUUUCCUCGGUUAUGAAGGUUCGCGCUGCAACCCUACGGGCUUUCCGUCAGACCUACGAAGAGAAGCGCAUGCUGGAGGUUACUCCCCCUGCCAUGGUGCAGACUCAGGUGGAGGGUGGAAGCACUCUCUUCAAGUUCGACUACUACGGCGAGGACGCCUACCUGACCCAGUCUUCCCAACUCUAUCUGGAGACUUGUCUUCCCUCCCUCGGCGAUGUCUUCUGCGUUUGCCCAUCUUUCCGCGCUGAAAAGUCGCUGACCCGCCGUCACUUGUCCGAGUACACCCACAUCGAGGCGGAGCUGGACUUCAUCACCUUCAAUGAUCUCCUGGACCACCUAGAGCACAUGAUCUGCCGUGUCAUUGAGUUGAUGCUGGCCGAACCCGCCACCAAGGCCCUUAUCGAAAAGCUCAACCCCGAGUUCAAGCCCCCAAGCCGUCCCUUCAAGCGCAUGCGCUACUCCGAUGCCAUUGAAUGGCUCCGCGAGCACGAUAUCCCCAACGAGGAGGGCCAGCCCCACCAGUUCGGCGAUGACAUUGCCGAGGCUGCUGAGCGCAAGAUGACCGACAUCAUCAACCAGCCCAUCUUCCUGACCCACUUCCCCGCCGAGAUCAAGGCUUUCUACAUGAAGAAGGACGAGGAGGACCGUCGCGUCACCGAGAGUGUCGAUGUGCUGAUGCCCGGUGUCGGUGAGAUCGUCGGUGGUAGUAUGAGAAUGGACGACUAUGACGAGCUCAUGGCUGCCUACGCGCACGAGGGCAUGGAUCCCUCUCCUUACUACUGGUACACCGACCAGCGCAAGUACGGAACCUCUCCCCACGGUGGGUACGGUUUCGGUCUCGAGCGCUUCUUGGCCUGGUUGUGUGCCCGCUACACCGUCAGGGACUGCUCCUUGUAUCCCCGCUUCACCGGCCGUUGCACGCCUUAGAUGUUGUGAUAGAGCAGAAAAGACCCAUAGAUCUUACCCGUUAAUCGACUUUGUCCGUGAC